This is a messenger RNA of Stegostoma tigrinum, 6188 nucleotides long. RefSeq names its product terminal nucleotidyltransferase 4B (gene tent4b). Gene Ontology annotation, biological process: RNA 3'-end processing. Bases 226 to 2184 code for a protein of 652 amino acids. Lineage: Eukaryota; Metazoa; Chordata; Chondrichthyes; Orectolobiformes; Stegostomatidae. The record is from RefSeq and is a predicted model, not a curated record. The transcript is spliced from 12 exons. Gene Ontology annotation, cellular component: TRAMP complex; nucleolus. Gene Ontology annotation, molecular function: mRNA binding; poly(A) RNA polymerase activity.
CGCUGCGCGCAUGUGCAGUGAAGCGUCUGUCGCCAUUGCUGUUGAGAUUGUUCUCGUUCCGGCCCGGUGACAAGCUGACGGGGGUAUCCGACAAGAUAGAGGAGCUGACGGAUGGUGGGAGGGAGAGAAAGAGAACAAGGUUAUUAGAGACCGAGCGGAGGGUGAGGAGAAAGAGAAAACGAACAGACGCUCGUUUUCAGUGAGUAUUAACCUCGUCCUCGUUUGAUGGAUCCGAGAGUAGCCUGGUUUCAGCCAGAACAGCUCGGACCUGCCAACAUUUUGUGGAUGCAAAUUUGGGAAACGACGCAAGGGCUGAGGAAUCUGUUCUUUAAUAAUAACUGUGCGGCGGCAACGGCGACGGCAGCGACGAGUGUGGGCACCGAGACUAUGUUGAGGGAUAGGAGCAGCCAGGGAGGAGGGGACUUAGGCGUUCAGAGGGAUUUCCUCCCACUCGAGCCCAGCGCAAAUAACACUAACUUCUCAGCUAGCCCAGGAGAAGGUGGCUGCAGGAAGGGCUACCCCGACAACAGCAAUAGGACCAGUGGCACGGGCAAUAAGAGGAAACGGGACAACAAGGCAAGCACUUUCGGGUUAAACUACAGCCUCCUGUCUGGAAAUGGCCAUUACAACGGAACUCCCUGGAAAAGCCGGAACUACAGCGAGGGAGUCUUGGGACUUCAUGAAGAAAUUAUUGACUUCUACAACUACAUUUCGCCUAGACAUGAAGAGGAAAAAAUGCGGUUGGAGGUUGUUGAAAGAAUAGAAAGUGUCAUCAAAGAACUGUGGCCCAAUGCUGAUGUGCAGAUAUUUGGAAGUUUUAGCACUGGCCUGUACUUGCCAACAAGUGAUAUUGACUUGGUCGUGUUUGGAAAAUGGGAAAGUCUACCUCUUUGGACUUUAGAGGAAGCACUUAGGAAACACAGUGUUGCUGAUGAGAGCUCUGUCAAAGUCUUGGAUAAAGCAACCGUACCUAUUAUUAAACUAACGGACUCUUACACUGAAGUAAAAGUGGACAUCAGCUUCAAUGUACAAAAUGGAGUAAAAGCUGCUCAGCUUAUUCAUGAAUUUAUCAAGAAGUUUCCUGUGCUCCCGUACCUGGUUCUAGUGCUGAAGCAAUUCCUGCUGCAGAGAGACCUAAAUGAAGUGUUCACUGGUGGCAUUGGCUCCUACAGCCUAUUCCUCAUGGCUGUUAGUUUUCUUCAGUUACAUCCUCGGGAAGAUGUCUGCAGCUGUGAUGCUAACCUUGGUGUGCUUCUAAUUGAAUUUUUUGAACUGUAUGGAAGGCAUUUUAAUUAUCUUAAGACUGGUAUUCGGAUAAAUGAUGGGGGCUCAUAUGUUGCUAAGGAUGAAGUGCAAAAAACGAUGGCUGAUGGAUACAGGCCAUCAAUGCUUUAUAUUGAGGAUCCACUGCAACAAGAAAAUGAUGUUGGUAGGAGUUCAUAUGGUGCCAUGCAGGUAAAGCAAGCCUUUGAUUAUGCCUAUGUUGUUCUAAGUCACGCUGUAUCUCCAAAUGCAAAAUAUUUCCCAAACAGAGAGUGUGAAAGUAUAUUGGGUCGAAUAAUCAGAGUAACUCAGGAAGUUGCUGACUACAGGACCUGGAUACAUGAACAUUGGGGACCACCGAACAGUAAUGAUUCUCCAUUUAAUGGGAAUGAUGUGACUUUGCUUGUUGGCCCACCACAGCUGGAUAAAUGUAACAACAAUAUUUCAGAAGAUUGUGCAGUCAUAGGCCAGCCCAGAUGCAGAACCUCUGAAACAUGUCUCAGCAAACACUCUUCAAACUCAUCUGGUCCAUUGUCUUCUGCAUCUUCUACCUUAUCGAGUUCAAGUGAUGUUGACUCUGAUGGGACACCUUGCAAAACUUCCAAACAAUCUGGCAGUCACCUGACCACUACUAACAGAUCAGUGCCACAGGAAUCUGCAGCAGAAUCGUCUCCAUUGCCAAAUUUGAAAGCGCAGCAUAGUACAUCAAGCAAUUCAACAAUUAACACCACUAAAGCUCAGCAUGGUGCAGCAAGACUAUUUCGUUCAUCUAUCAAAGGCUUCCAAGGACAACAGAACUCCAACCAUGUUGGAAGUGUUACAAACAAACAGAAUCCAGGCAACAAGCCACAUCAGCAGCACUGUCCUAGCAAAAAGAGGAAGCACAAAGGAGAUGCUGCCUCAGCAGACUUGUGUCGGUAGUCUGUUUUUGACUUGGUUCAAGAAAAUUCCUACAGUGAUCCCAUAAGCUACAGAAGACAGGUAGCACUAGACGGGAUCUUCUCAGACUUUCCCAGGAGAAUGGAUUUUGAUUUGUUUUUUCCAGAUUGCCAUAAAAUGAUCAUGGGUUACGGUGGUUGUCGCAAACAUUGCUUCCCUUUUUAGAUGGGCCAUAAGCUGCAGUGGAGCAGACUGAAGAUGGAAUCGAUGCACAAAAAUGCCCCUCCCUGGGUUUAAGAUGUAAUGGAAGUUGAUCAGAAAGGAGUGUUGGAGGAUCUUAAAAUUAUUGAAAAAUGAAAUUUCCAUUGCUUCCUUUGCAAGGGAAAUUUUAAAUGUUACAACAAAAUGUAUACUUUGUGCACGAUUUUAAAAUUAUUUUUGCAGAUACUGACAUUUUUAUUGUGUAUAUACGGAAGGUUGUAUCAGCACAGUAUUUGCAUUGGUAACCUUUGUUUUCAGUUAAUAGUUUUUACAUGUCAUUGCAUUUACAUUUAAUAUUGAAAUUUUCUGUAUUACUUGUUAACUUAAUGGAUCCCAAGGAUGUUAUUUGACACGGCUUAUAUAAUGAAAGGCUAUAUGGUAAGCUUAUAAAGUGCUCUACUAAUACUUAUCUAUGUAGCAACUUCCAGAUUCAUUUAUUGGUUUUUGAAAUAGAAGAUAUUGCUCCAGCAGCUGUUGAAAUACUCAGUUAAAGGCUUUAAGUAGCACAUGGCAUCUGGAAAAGUGAAGCGCAACGUUUUUAAUACUGUUUAAUUCUGUAUGCAGCAUGUAGAUAUUUGUACAACAGUUAAUGCUGUAUGAACAGAAUUGUUCCUAUCAAAUAUUUUGAAGGAAGUUUUAAUAUUUCCUUGUCUCAGGUGUUACAGUAAAUAUUCAUUGUAUUUUACCAAAUGGAGUGAUCACAAAAUUUCCUUCUAAAUACAUCCUUCUAGAUCUGGCAGCAUAAAUCUGUGUUGGUCCCUAUUUCUGGCUUUUCUAUGUUGUGAUAAUACAAAUUUUAAGUUGAACUCUAGAACAAAUAAUAUCAUACUUACUUUCUUGCAGCAGUAACUUCCUAGUAUUCUGCUGUAAUAGAUAGAUCUUAUGAUCUUGAAACUUUUAUGCAUGCAUAUCUAUUUGCUGAGCCCUUCAAUCCUGGUAUAAUUCUGGCUUGGAUUCUUCUACGUAAAAUUAUGACCAAAUAUCAUGCGACUAACUAAGACCCAUUAAGUGUUGACUAGCGAUAUGUGUGUUUACACACUUUGUAAGCUGAAACAAUAGUGAAAAGACUCACAGUACAAUGUUCCUUUUAGCUGUGAAUGAAUUUGGUGCUUUAAAAUCAAUACUACAAACAGCAAUCUACUUGUGAUGAUGGGGACUGUACCUGCAAAGGCAUGGACUUAGUUACUAUUGCUCUAGGGCAAAAUGAUCAAAAAACUACAGUAAAUAAAGCCAAUUGGAGUGGUGAGGAAAAUAAAAUGUUCUCUUUUUUUUUGUUUGAGUUAUUUAUUUAUUUAAAAAUUUUGCAGUUAUUUUCCACGAUGCAAAAACAGCAAAUUGAUAAUUGAUUGGUAAAUCAACAGAGAAAACUAUUCUAACUGUUUUACUGAUUAGUCAUGCAGGCAUUUAAAUCCAAAUGUUAGAUUACUAAUCUACUUAAACAUUACAUUGGGCAUGGUUUGGAUUGGAGGAAGGAUUCCAUCAAAAGUCUAUAAUAACUGAGCACCCCCUACAUAACCACCAUGGCAUUUAGGUUCAUCUAUGCCAGUGAAGAACCACUUUCAUGUCAGAAUGCUUCAAAGUGUUGCCGAGAUCAGCAACGAGAUUUUUCUUUUAACAACAAUCAGCCUAAUUUACAGGCUAGUCACCCAAUCAGCUUCAUAAUUGGCACAUUACUAGUACCUAAAAGGACGUACAAAUGAAUUAUCUCAAAAGUAAUGGUGUUCUUAAGUUUUUUUUUGCCAACAUUUACAGCAGGGACUAGAGAUGCUGAUUGUACAACAUUGAUCAUUCCACACAAAAUUACCAGUUAGAAUUAAAAUUAGGCUGACGUUUCAGGCCUAGAAAUUUUCUGAAGAAGGGUCUAGACCUGAAACAUCAGCCUUCCUGCUCCUCUGAUGCUGCUUGGCCUGCUGUGUUCAUCCUUGUUGUCUCAGAUUCUCCAGCAUCUGCAGUUCCUACCAUCUCUGAAACAAUUAAAAUUACCAUGUUACUUAAGAUUUUGUGUGAACAGAAGUUGAUGCAAACUUGUACUGUAAAUAUUCCCACAUUGAACUAUUGCCAGAUACUUUCAAAUAAUCUUAACUAAGACUGUACUAGUUGUAGGUAUUGAUUUUGGAGGUGUCACAAAUAUCUUUCGAGUUAAAUGCCGUGAGCUUGGUUAGCAAAUAUACUUCAGUACAAAUAAACUACAAUCCAGUAACUUGGAUCAUAGUGAUAUUGAGAGUCAUGCGGAGGUCGUGACAUGUUGAUAUUCCAAGUUAAUUUUUAUAUAUUCAUUGAAGAAACAUGAAGUUUCAGUUACUACAUGUAGUAAAUUGAUAUUGCUUCAAUGUGUGCUCCUGAUUCAUCUUUAAACAAUCAGUACUGUAUGACAGAUGGUGUUAAAGAAAAUUGAGUGGAUGGAAUUUUAGCUUCAAAUUGCACAUGGUCAUAAAAUUUUGUCAUAGGAAAUAGUAUUUCACAAUUAUAGAACCUGACUAUUUAAUGCUUGAUCAUUAGUAUUCUGCAGCAGCUUAUACAGUCAUAGCUUGUAAUACGACUGAUGUAAAAGGGAAUUUGAAAUAGCUGCAUACCAAAACACGGUAAUAAUAACAGUGAAUUACCACACUAGAUGGAGCAGUAGUUGAAAAAAAAUUACAUUGAUUCCAUUGGGAAUCUUUGCCAGCAUUUUAGAAGUUUUGUGAGUUGUUAUAUUAAACUAUUUGUUUUCAAGUGUAAUAAAUGAACCUCAAUUUCUGAGACAGCACAACAUCCUUGAAGCAAUGUAUGCAUACUUUUGAAAAUGAAAGAUCGGACAGGUUUAUAUGGUUUGCCUUAAACUUUUUUAUAGUCAUUCAUACAAACAUAAAACUAAAGUUUAAAACAUCAAAAACUCAUAAGAACAGUUGACCUGUUCUCUGCUUGGCAAUUUGUGGUUUCUUAUCUGUAUUUCAUAUUAGUUUUGCUUGGCUGCUUCAAACUUUCAAGUAUACAGUAUUUUACUUAAUUUGUUUCACCAAGUUUGAGUUUCUGAACAUUUUUGUGAUUAUUGCAAAAUGAACCUUUUGAUUUCAGUGCUGUAAUUUAGGACGUACUUCGUUUUUUUUAUUAUGAACUGUACUGCCUCUGCAGAACACACAGUGGAAAAUCUCAAUCUAUAAAGAAAAAUGAAUUGAUGUUAAUGUACACGCUUCAUUAGACUAGAGUUCUAAUUACGUUUCUGAACAAAAGCGUUGAAUUAUUUUUUGUUUAUAGAUGUUGACCAAUUGGCUGUGUAUUUCCAGAAUUUGCAGUUUGUUUUAAUUUUUGAAUUUGCUGAAUGACUCUACACCUCAAUAACUGCUAAGUCUGCACCUCUCAUGACAUUUUUCUCAAAGUAGCUUUUAAUUUUGUUUCUUCUUCUGGUGAUUUACUCAUGCUGUUCAGCUGGUUGACAGCAGUUCCUUUUCAUUGCUGUCUUUCUUUGUGUUCUGCUGCUUCCCCUAUUAUUUGUGUUUUUACUUCUGUUCAAUUGGUAGUUAAAGCUUUUAACUUAUAAUAACUAGAUCCUGUAUAUUGAAUAAGUCCUGCCUCAACUGUACAAUUCCCAGUGUCUUCAAAAUUGCUUUCUAAUUUUUGUUGUCCUUUACAUUGGUUUCACUUUUAGGUUGAUCAUUUGAUAAAUGUUUGACCCGGCAAACAUUGUUCUGAUUUUUUUUUUGGAAUGAUUUGCUGUCUUUUGUAAUUGAUUCUCCCAGAAAAUCUCCUGUAAACUCAGGAGUUUACAUGUAAUUGCUAAUAAAAUAAAUUGUCUUCCCAUGUCCAUG